Molecule: messenger RNA, 2132 nt
Organism: Gastrolobium bilobum
Lineage: Eukaryota; Viridiplantae; Streptophyta; Magnoliopsida; Fabales; Fabaceae
Exons: 12
Coding region: 1-1614 (537 amino acids)
Biological process (GO): peptidyl-serine phosphorylation; intracellular signal transduction
Molecular function (GO): ATP binding; protein serine/threonine kinase activity
Source: RefSeq, a predicted model, not a curated record
AUGGAGAAUAAUCAAAAGGAGGAGGAGGAGGAGGUGCAAGUUGGGGAGGAGAAAGAUGAGGUGGGGCCCAUGGGUGGGAAGGAGAAGGAGGACGAAGAAGAAGAAGAGGAGGAUCAAGGAGAAGUUGGUUCGAGCUUGACAAUGGAGAGGGUUGCUGUAGCCAAAAAAUUCAUUGAGAACCAUUACAGGGCUCAAAUGAAACUCAUCCAAGAUCGCAAAGAGAGGCGUUCAGUGCUACAAAAGAAGUUAGAGUCUUCUCACGUACCAGAAGAGGAACAGAUCAAUCUACUGAAGGAUUUAGAGCGCAAGGAGACCGAGUAUAUACGAUUAAAAAGACAUAAAAUAUGCGUUGAUGAUUUUGACCUUCUAGCCAUUAUUGGCAGGGGAGCCUUUGGGGAGGUAAGACUUUGUCGGGAGAAGAAAUCAGGUAAUAUAUAUGCCAUGAAAAAGUUGAAAAAGUCUGAAAUGCUUAGCAGGGGACAGGUUGAGCAUGUUAGAGCUGAAAGGAACCUACUUGCAGAAGUUGCCAGUGACUGCAUUGUGAAACUCUAUUACUCGUUUCAGGAUGCUGAACAUUUAUAUCUGAUAAUGGAAUAUUUACCUGGUGGUGAUAUAAUGACAUUGUUGAUGAGGGAAGAAACUUUGACUGAAACUGUGGCUAGAUUUUACAUUGCCCAGAGUGUUUUGGCUAUAGAGUCUAUUCAUAAACACAACUACAUCCAUCGAGAUAUAAAACCUGACAACCUUCUAUUGGACAAAAAUGGUCAUAUGAAGCUCUCUGAUUUUGGUCUUUGCAAGCCACUUGACUGCUCAAAUUUAUCGUCUAUAAAUGAAAAUGAAAUCCUUGAUGAUGAGAACAUGAAUGAUACCAUGGAUGUAGAUGGAGCUUUCCGAAAUAGCAGAAACGGUAGGCGCUGGAAAAGUCCCCUUGAACAACUUCAACAUUGGCAAAUGAACCGGAGGAAGUUGGCAUUUUCCACUGUUGGAACUCCAGAUUAUAUUGCUCCGGAAGUGUUACUGAAAAAGGGUUACGGUGUGGAGUGUGACUGGUGGUCUCUUGGUGCUAUAAUGUAUGAGAUGCUUGUUGGUUACCCCCCAUUUUACUCUGAUGAGCCCGUAACAACUUGCAGAAAGAUUGUGCAUUGGAAAAAUCACUUAAAAUUUCCGGAUGAGGCAAGAUUGACGCCUGAAGCAAAGGAUCUUAUAUGUGGUUUGCUUUGUGGUGCUCAACAUAGGCUCGGUACUGGAGGAGCAGAUGAAAUUAAAGCUCAUCCUUGGUUCAAAGAUGUCGUAUGGGAUAAGCUCUAUGAAAUGGAGGCAGCAUUUAAACCACAAGUCAAUGGGGAGCUUGACACUCAGAAUUUUAUGAAAUUUGAUGAGGUUGAUCAACCAAAACCAGCUAGAACUGGAUCCGGACCAAUCAGAAAGACGCUCUUAACUCCUCAAGAUCUCAGUUUCGUUGGCUAUACAUAUAAGAAUUUUGCUGCUGUCAAGGGGAUGAAUCUUUCUACUGAAAACGGGAAGUUGUUACCAUCACGGUCAAUUGACUCCUCAAUCAGUAAUGGACCUAUCUUUGAUUACUACUCAUCAAUAUGUUUUGUUCAACUGUUCUAACAUACCCAUAUUUUGUUCUAGGUGAUUCUGUAAUUGACUACUCAACCUGAUUUUCAAUGAACAGCACCAAAGCAUAGAUAUUGCACCCUAUGGGAACACCCGACUUUUUUUUUUCCAUGAAUAGACCUUCUUGUGUAACUAAUAGAUGGAACCUUCUGUGAUGAUGAUUGGGAAGCCUGCUUAUUUUUCAACCGGGUUUGCCUUAUUUCAAUCCAAACAGCCACUUAUCAUGCAGAAACUUAGUGUACAGGGAUAUCUUGGUACCUUGAGGAUUGGUUCACUGGUAAAGUUUUGAAGCCAAAUUAGAUAUUUUUGUAAACUUGUCACUGGGUUAUGACCACUAGUUCCCAGGUUGGCAAAGAAGAAACAUAUUUCAUAACUUAUGGCAAUUCCUAACCCCUUUCUCUCAAUUCACUAGUUUAGCAAAGUUCUUGACUCACCCUUAUGGUGCCUUAACUUGAAACCCCUAUGGUUACUUCAACAUAACAGCAAAUAACCUUUUGCUACCUUCAAUUUAU